Aspergillus candidus is the source of this 1941-nucleotide messenger RNA. Its product is annotated as FAD dependent oxidoreductase-domain-containing protein. The record is from RefSeq and is a predicted model, not a curated record. The coding region runs from base 1 to 1941 and encodes 646 amino acids. The transcript is spliced from 4 exons. Gene Ontology annotation, molecular function: oxidoreductase activity. Gene Ontology annotation, cellular component: cytoplasm; late endosome. NCBI's taxonomy places the organism in Eukaryota, Fungi, Ascomycota, Eurotiomycetes, Eurotiales, Aspergillaceae. Gene Ontology annotation, biological process: retrograde transport, endosome to Golgi; RNA splicing.
AUGGCUGAACCUCCAGCGAAACGUGCUCGACGGGUCGAUAGCUCGACAAUGUGGGAUAUGAAUGACCGGAAAACGCGCUCCCCAGAACCGGAACUCGGAGUGACCAGAAGUCCUCGGCGGGACCGGGAUGAUGUCCGUCGCGACGAUCGGCGAUAUCGCUCGCGUUCCAGAGAUCGCAGAGACAAACGGCGGGAUCGUUCCAGGUCCAGAGACCGCCGCGGCCAUGACCGCGACCGGGGGAAUAGAGACAGGGACGGCAGGGGAAUGAGGGACAGAGAGAGGAGCCCUAGUCGGGAAAGAUACCAUGAGAGGCGAGGGAACCCUCCGCCCAAAGCAGGGAGAUACCGCGAUCGUUCCCGAUCGCCAAUCCGCAACGGGAACAGAGAUGCAUCGAGGACACCGCCGCCGAGAGGCCCACGAGGGGACCGUCGAGGGGAUCGCAGGGAUAAUCGGACACAGAAACAAGAGGUGUUAGACUCGAAGCCCGACAUUCGAUCGAGGGAUUCGAUGGAUAUGGAUGUCGAUGAUACUGGGGAAGACGACAUCGAUGCGAUGAUGCGCCGCAGCAUGGGUUUUACGAGAUUCCGGACCACCAAGAACACCAAAGUUCCUGGGAAUGAUGUCUACGGAGUGCGGAAGGAGAAGAAGACGGAGUACAGACAGUACAUGAACCGUGUCGGAGGUUUCAACCGGCCGCUCAGAUCCCGGCUCGCGCUGUACCGCACAAUGUCGACUAGUAACGAGCGCCGCGAAAUCGUGAUCAUCGGUGGCGGUAUCAUCGGCUGCUGCUCAGCGUAUUACCUGACCAGACACCCGUCUUUCGACCCCUCUCGCCACUCCGUGACUCUCCUCGAAGCGAGCGAGAUCGCAGGCGGGGCGAGCGGCAAGGCGGGCGGUCUGCUGGCACAAUGGGCGUACCCCAGUAGCAUUGUGCCAUUGAGCUACAAAUUGCACACCGAACUCGCGCAAGAACACAAUGGACAAGAUCGGUGGGGCUACAGGGAGGUGAACUGCGGCCAGCUAGUGGCACGGGGGCGGCCGCUCAGUCAACAGAACAAGAAGGGCGGGGAAGAGCACAAGUCCCUCGAAAAGCGAAGCGCGGCGGCAUUGGGCAAACUGAAAUCUGCCAAAGUCCCUGCUGACUUGGACUGGAUUGAGCCUGAGCUGUUAAGAGGCUACGAGAGUAUGAGUGGUCCCGGGGAGACCGCCCAGGUCCAUCCUUAUCUCUUUACGACGUCGAUGGCGAAAUUGGCUGAGGAGAAGGGUGCGAAGAUCACGCUCGGGUCGGUUACAAAUAUCUCUUACGACGGAGAUGCCGUCCAGUCGGUCACGUACUCAGACAAGCAGUCGGGCGAGUCGCAAACCAUCCCGGCGACAGAUGUUGUUAUCUCAGCUGGGCCGUGGACUAGGUCCGUCAUGCCGGAAGCUCCCAUCACGGCGAUGCGCGCGCACAGUGUCGUCAUCCGACCUACGCGACCUGUCAGCGCGUACACGCUUUUCACUAACAUUGAAAUCCCCGCCAAUUUCGACCCGUCGAAGCCCUCGCGUCCGACGGUCGCUGCGCCGGAGAUCUACGCGCGCCCUGACGCUACGGUCUAUGCCUGUGGUGACGGUGAUCAGACCGUCCCGCUCCCGGCUACCUCAGCCGAUGUCGAGGUAGACCUUGAGAGAUGUCAGGAUAUCGUCAACGAGGUUGGGAGUGUGUCUGACGAGCUGCGCGAUGGAGAGAUUUGCGCGCGCCAGGCUUGCUACCUGCCCAAUAUCCGAGGAGGCCCGUUGAUCGGUCACGCUGGAGCCAAGGGCUUGUACCUUGCUGCUGGACACACAUGCUGGGGCAUCCAGAAUGCCCCUGGCACUGGAAAGGUGAUCAGCGAGUUUGUAUUUGAUGGGGCCGCGAAGAGUGCAAAGAUUGGCGCUCUUGAUCCGCGGAAAUUCAUAUAG